Molecule: messenger RNA, 2953 nt
Organism: Seriola dumerili (greater amberjack)
Lineage: Eukaryota; Metazoa; Chordata; Actinopteri; Carangiformes; Carangidae
Gene: patl1
Product: PAT1 homolog 1, processing body mRNA decay factor
Exons: 20
Coding region: 66-2591 (841 amino acids)
Biological process (GO): deadenylation-dependent decapping of nuclear-transcribed mRNA; P-body assembly
Cellular component (GO): P-body
Molecular function (GO): RNA binding
Source: RefSeq, a predicted model, not a curated record
CUGCUGCGUCAUUUACGCGCCGCCACGCUCCUGAUGCACUUCUUUUCCCAAAAGCCUAAAGAUAGAUGUUUCGAUUUCAGUCGCUGGAUGAAGACUGUACGCUGGAGGAGGAAGAUGAUGGAUUGAUAGAAGAGGAAGAUGAAAUUGAUCAGUUCAAUGACGACACCUUUGGAGCUGGGGCCAUCGAUGACGACUGGCAGGAGGAGCACAAACGCCUCGCUGAGCUUGAUGAGCGGGAUGGGCUAGGAGCAGGAGGGGGAGGGGGAGGAGGAGGAGGAGGAGGAGGAGGAGGGAUGGGAAGAGAAUCAGAGUUAGGAGGACUUGAGGACUCAUCCUCCACCCAUCUCCCUACCUCAGCGGGCCAUCUCUCCCUUCCAUCCUCCCUCCCUUUACUCAACUUCUCCUCGUCUUCCUCUGGACUGCGUCCACCAGAUGUGGAGGACCGAAGAGGGGAAGGUGACUUGGCUGAGUCCCUGGCCAGACUCAUCCUGGAGGCAGACCCGGCCAUCGCAGGGGUCGGAGCAACACAGAGGCCCUGUCCAUCCAUGGGCUCUUCAGGAUCCGGCCUGUCCGCUCUUCAGGGACUGGACCGGCCCAGAGUCCUGCCCCAGCACUGCUCCAUCCCACAACCCACACAACCGCACCAGCAUCCCCAUCAUCCCCAGAACCAGCUGCCUCCUGGACCUUCCACUUCAGGCCUUCCUCCUGGCCCUCCACCAUCGGUGCUCAGCUACCAGCAGCAGCAGCACAUGCUGCACAGAGGGGCUGCGCCUAUGAGCCAGAUGAACUCUCACAGUAUCUGGGAGAACAGUAUGGGCUUUGGGCCCGUCAGCGUCACCCCCGGACUCAUCACACACAUGGAGGACAGUCCACUAAUGUCUAUAAUCAAAGAGGUGGGCCUUCCUAAGUUACCCUCUCAGAGUAGGAUUGAUGAAGGACGGGAUUUGUCAGAGAGGGUCCCACCCCCACGCUCUUCUUCCCCUGUGAUUGGCUCCCCUCCGGUGAGGGCAGUGCCCAUUGGGACCCCACCCAAACAGCCAAUGAGCCACGCUCUAAAUCAUCAGGCCCAUCAUCCCACAGCAGUUCAUGUGAGAGCCCCAGUCCAGCACAGAUACCCACCUCCUUUCCCCGAGCGUCUGUCACCCAACACCCUCCUCAAUAUAGCUAACUCUCCGCUGUGUCGUGGUCCCUUCCCUCCUGCAGUUGGUCCAGUUCUGUCCCAGAUUCAACGAGCCCAGCUGCUCAACUCUCAGGUGGCAGGGUUUGCCCGCGGUGGACCAGCACCUCCAUUGUUACCAGGUGGUGGAGGUUUCAGGCCAUUCUUUGGGGGCCCGCCUCCUCCACACGGUCACCGUAUGGGGCCACUGCCUCCUCAUGGCCCCCCCAACCACACGCCACCCAUCCGGCACAACACCACCCACCUCCACCCUCAGCACCGUCGCAUGCUCACCCAGCGCAUGCAGAGCCGAGGAGGGGACCGAGGCCGGACUGGAGGGGACCGGCGCAGCAGAGACCCAUAUAGUAAUCUGAUGACUCAGAAAGAGAAGGAGUGGGUCACCAAGAUCCAGAUGAUGCAGCUGCAAAGUACUGACCCUUACCUGGAUGACUACUACUAUCAGAAUUACUAUGAAAAGAUGGAGAAACGUCAGGAGAGAGAGACAGACAGCAGUAAGAAGGAACACACCACCAAACUCAUCACUCCUCAGGUCGCCAAGGUUGAACACACCUACAGACCAGUUCAGUUUGCAGGCUCUUUAGGGAAGCUGACGGUCUCUAGUGUCAACAACCCUCGCAAGAUGAUUGAUGCUGUGGUGACGACUCGCACAGAUGAUGAGGAGAAAAGAGAGAAGCAGGUCUGGAAUAAGAGGCGACAGAUCCUCUACACCGUGGAGAAGAUGUACAGCUUACUGCUGGAGGUGCAAGACUUUGAGAAACGUUUUGUCCAGGCUCCAGAAGAAGACCGAGAGUCUCUGCUGGAGCAGCAUAAAACCAACACAGUGCAGCUGUGCAACUCUCUGCGGGAGAAGGAGUGGGAUGACAGAGUAAGUGAUGAGCAGUGUGUGAUGAUCAUGUCAGUGAGGAAGGGCAAGCGGCUCAUAUCUAGGCUCCUUCCCCUCCUGCCCUCGGCCCAGGCCACCGCCGUUGUCAUGGCGAUUGCACGCAACCUUCCUGCCCUGGCCAAGAAGGACAAGCAGGAUCAGGUGCUGUGCUGGUUAGUGGAGCCGGUUUCUGCUGUGAUCCAAUCAUUGUCGAGCUCUGCCCUCACAGAUCUGCUACAGGAGCUUCAGGGCAGUGAGGGCCAACUGGCCACAGUGCUGCACAACAAGUGUGGUGUUACUCUGCUGUAUCUGAUCCUGAGUGAAGGAGAGAGGAUGCAAAGCUCAGACUCCAACUGUCAACUCAUGGACGACAAUCGAUGGACUGAGUUGGUGUUUUCAGUGACAAGGGAGUUGCUCAGCAUCCCCCCCUCCUCCCUCUCUCCUCCUCUCUUCACCCCCUCCAACCUGCUCUCCCUCUUCUCACGCUACGUCGACCGACAGAGGCUGGAGCUGCUACAGAACAAGCUGCAGAUCACUGCUUUGUCCAGGUAGAAGAUACUACAGACAUGAACACAGCCCUCUCCCCACUUGAUGCAGACCUUUGUCUUUGUGUGUGUGUGUGUGUGUGUGUGUGUGUGUGUGUGUGUGUGUGUGUGUGUGUGUGUGUGUGUGUGUGUGUGUGUGUGAGAGAGAGAGAGAGAGAGAGAAUCUAUGAAGAAUCUAUGGUGGGUCAUUUUAAUCCAGCAGAAUCUCUAGUCACUUGUUUGUUUUGUGUGUGUAGUCUCUGGUGUGUGUGUGUGCGCACGCACGUAUGUGAAUGACAGCAACACAGAACGCAUGAGAGGUGCACAGUCUGAAUGAGGAUAAAUAUGAAAUCUGCAUUUUUAAAUAUCUUGUUUACGAUUAUGCCUGUG